AUGCACACGUCAACCUUCCUAAAGACGGCCUUAGUGCUGGCCAGCAGCUACUCUGUCAAUGCUGACAUAACGACUACAAUCGACCCCAAGAGCAAUUGGGGUACGUGGGAAGGUUGGGGAACGUCGCUGGCAUGGUGGGCGCAGCAGUUUGGCAACAGAGAUGACCUCGCGGAUGUAUUCUUCACGCUGAAGCAAACAAAGUUCAACGGCCAGACUCUGCCAGGACUUGGCUUUAACAUAGUACGCUACAACGCCGGUGCGUGUAGCUGGAAUACCAUCGAUGGAGAGAAGAUGGUGGUAUCACCAAACGUGAAGAGAUCGAGGCAGAUGGAAGGCUACUGGGUAGACUGGAAGAGUAAUGAUUCGACCUCCUCAAGCUGGGACUGGUCCGUUGAUGUCAACCAGCGAGCAAUGCUUCAGAAAGCAAUCGCACGUGGAGCAGAUAGAACAGAACUGUUCAGCAACGCGCCGAUGUGGUGGAUGGCAAAGAACCACAACCCUUCAGGUGCAGCGGACGGGAGCGAAAACAUCCAGUCUUGGAACCUGGAGCAGCAUGCAUUAUACAUGGCGACGGUCGCGAAGCAUUUCAAGGACAACUGGGGAGUUGAGUUUGAGACCGUGGAUCCGUUCAACGAGCCAAGCGCCAACUGGUGGAAGGCAGACGGUACGCAAGAAGGAUGCCACAUCGAUGUUUCCACCCAAGCCAAGAUUGUCGGGUACCUCGAUACACAUCUCGCGAGCCGUGGCCUAUCAACGAAGAUUGCGGCCUCGGAUGAGUCGUACUACGACCAAGCUGCUACCACAUUGAAGACCAUUGGCAGCAGCGCACUCAGCAAGAUCGCCCGCAUCAACGUGCACGGCUACCAAUAUGGAAGCGGUGAUCGCGCUGGUGUCCACACACUGGCCUCGCAGGCUGGCAAGCCUCUCUGGAACAGCGAAUACGGUGACGGCGUGGCUUCUGGCGAAAACAUGGCAAAAUACCUCUUGCAGGAUCUCCGCACGCUGAAGCCUACGGCAUGGGAGUACUGGCAAGUCCUCGAUCAAGGAGGUUGGGGACUCAUCGAUGCGGACAACGAUGCCAAAACACUCGGUUCAUCGACACAGAAGUACUACGUGCUUGCGCAGUUUGCACGACACAUGCGCCCGGGAAUGCGGAUCCUUGAUGGUGGCCGAGACAAUGUCGUUGCUGCCUAUGACGCGAGCAAGUCAUUAUUGGUUAUCGUUGCCGUCAACUGGGAUGCAGCGCAGUACCUGAACUUCGAAUUGUCGGGCUUCUCGGGACGUCCUUCAUCAGGCGCAACCGUGUCGAGGUGGAGCACCCAGAUCGGCAGCGGCGAUCGGUAUGUGCAGCAUCUCGACACUACGAUCAGCGGAACAAAGUUCUGGUCGAAGUUUGAGAAGAACAUGGUGCAGACUUUCGAGGUAACGGGGAUCAAGUUGUAG
This is a messenger RNA of Alternaria atra, 1443 nucleotides long. RefSeq lists its product as uncharacterized. Lineage: Eukaryota; Fungi; Ascomycota; Dothideomycetes; Pleosporales; Pleosporaceae. The record is from RefSeq and is a predicted model, not a curated record. The coding region runs from base 1 to 1443 and encodes 480 amino acids. Gene Ontology annotation, molecular function: hydrolase activity, hydrolyzing O-glycosyl compounds. The transcript has 3 exons.